AGCUACCUGCGACCCACUUCCUUUGGCUGCUGGAAAACGCCACAUCUGACAGGGGAGGGGGCAGACAAAAGGACGAGGGAGUGUAAGCGCAGACGUCAAGAUGCUGGCGCUAAUAAACCGGCUUUUGGACUGGUUCAGGUCUCUAUUUUGGAAGGAGGAGAUGGAGCUGACCCUGGUGGGCCUCCAAUACUCGGGAAAAACAACAUUUGUAAACGUGAUCGCUUCUGGACAUUUCAGUGAAGACAUGAUCCCUACAGUCGGGUUCAACAUGAGGAAGGUCACCAAAGGAAAUGUCACCAUCAAGAUCUGGGAUAUAGGAGGGCAGCCGAGGUUCAGGAGCAUGUGGGAAAGAUACUGUCGGGGAGUUAAUGCAAUCGUGUACAUGGUUGAUGCAGCUGAUCGAGAAAAGGUGGAGGCAUCUAGAAAUGAGCUUCAUAAUUUAUUAGAUAAACCUCAGUUGCAAGGAAUUCCUGUUUUGGUACUUGGUAACAAAAGGGAUCUCCCCAGUGCUCUAAAUGAAAAGCAGCUCAUUGAGAAAAUGAAUCUGGCAGCUAUUCAGGACAGAGAAAUAUGCUGCUACUCCAUUUCCUGCAAAGAGAAAGACAACAUUGAUAUCACACUUCAGUGGCUCAUCCAGCACUCAAAGUCCCGGAGGAGUUGAAAAUGCAGGAGUUGUUUCCCAGCCCUGUUUGCCAUGUUACGUCAUGUCGCACACGCACACAUCACUCUGCAAUGAUGUACAGUUGUAUCAACUCACAUAUUGCUCUGUUCUGCUUGUAUCAGUUUCUUUUCCUCUUUUCACUGUGUGAUUCUUUCACAAACCCCGACAAUGCACUACUAAAAAUGUAUUACAGGUACCAAAUUUAAGGAGUGCAAUUGGCAUUAUAUGUCCAGUGAAGCUGUGCUUUAACUUGGGAGUAAGAACCUAAAUUUUGAUCUACCUUUUACCCUUCAGGCAUUAUCAGGUUGAUCAUACCCAGUGGUUUGACACUAAUCUUGGGUAUAAAGUAACACCCCUGUUGAAGGAGGGUUUAUUCUGUCCUCACACAAUGAGCAGUGUUCUUCAGUCAGAUAUCAUGCCGGGAGCGGCAGAUGUGAACAUACUGUAGCGUUGUUUCUCCAAUUUCUGUCUAGGUUUACUCUGUGAUUGUUUUUGAUGACUCUCAUUAUUUGCUUGAUCAGAUUUUCAUGUUUCAACUAUGUGUCUAUUGUUUUAGCAAACUGUGCAUUUAAGCAAGUCAAUUUGAGCAGGUCUGUACAAAUAUCAUGCAAGUUUGAUUUUUACUGAUGUGAGAUUUGCGUGUUUGAAUAUAUGAUUCUAUUUAAAGUCUAAAUGUGCUAAAACUAAAGCUGUAGGGGAUUGUGUGGUUCAUACUGGUCUCUGUUUGUAACUAGCCUUGGUGGAAUGAUGUCCUUUGUGCUGCCUCAGUGCUGAGAGAGUGGCAGCAUUCAAAGUGCCUUGUGCAGUGUAUCUCUCCUCUGAAGCAAAGCAGCAUGCAAAGGGUGCCUACCGGGGUAAUGAAACAUCUCUUCAGUAUAUUCAAGAAAUAAAAAGUCAU
Molecule: messenger RNA, 1559 nt
Organism: Monopterus albus (swamp eel)
Lineage: Eukaryota; Metazoa; Chordata; Actinopteri; Synbranchiformes; Synbranchidae
Gene: arl8ba
Product: ADP-ribosylation factor-like 8Ba
Exons: 7
Coding region: 101-661 (186 amino acids)
Biological process (GO): protein transport; anterograde axonal transport
Cellular component (GO): lysosomal membrane
Molecular function (GO): GTP binding; GTPase activity
Source: RefSeq, a predicted model, not a curated record